AUGACAGAAAAAGCUGCUAUAAUUGAUCAUUAUUUAGAGUUUUAUUAUUUCAAAUUACUAAGCUAUGGUACAAGAGCUGAACUGGAAGACUAUUCUGAGCCCGUUAUGGAUAUAGAUGAAAUUCUUUCAAUUAAAAACGUGUUGAAGCCGAAAUCUGACAAUUUUGACAGCACGGACAAUGAUGAAAUAUUGCCCUUCGUUUGUCCAAAAUGUGGCCGAAGCUACAAAUGGAAGAGCUCAUUGAGAAAUCACGUGAAUAUGGAGUGUGGAAAGGAACCCCAGUUUGAAUGCCCGUACUGCGAAUACAAGGCUAAACAAAAGGGUCACGUUAUCAGACACAUUGGGAGGUUGCAUAACGAAAUGUUGUCUGAAAUUGACUAUAACGGUUGGAAGAAACAGAAGAUGGGAAAAUCAGUUGGUGGACGAGUUGUGAAGGGUCACAAUAUGAAGCGUUGAAGCUUCAUAUUGUGAUUGAACCUGCGAUAGUUUAAGGUUUAUUUUGACUGCCGUCAGUUGUUUCAGCAUUAUUAAUUGCUAGGAACUAAAUACAAACACGUAACGAAACUAAUAACGCCAAUGGACGUUAUGAUCUAUAUUACAGGGCAUUAUAAUCAAAUAGUUUAACACAACACCUAGCAAUACGAUAUUUGUCUUUUAUACUUUGCAUAUAGAGGCAGAAAAAAACAGUAGAUAACUUUUAAACACUGCUGUUUUUCAAAGCAUUCUCCACGAAGAGAAAUGCAUUUUUACAUCCGAUGGAAGCAAUUCUGAAAUCAGUUAUUCCCCUCGCGCGUUCAAAAAUUGCGUUUUUGAACGCGCUGACUGCAUCUUCUGUGGACUGGAACCUUUAACAAUGUAUUUUAUUCUUAAUUUUUGGAAAAGUCAAAAAGUCGUUAGGACUUAGGUUGUAACUGUAUGGAGGAUGCUACGACAAUUGGUUGUUUUCUUACUUUAAAAACUUAACUGUUUUUUGAGCUGUAUGGGAACGUGCAUUGUCUUGGUGGAGGAUCAUUCGUCGUUGAGGGUUGCUAUGUAUGAGAUCUUUGAAAUGCCCAAUAAUGCUUCAAUUUCAUCAGCUUACAUACUGGAUUGACGUUUCCUGUGGGGUGAUUGUCGUUGUUGGUGGACCGUCGCUUAAGUUAACUAAAGAUGACAGUUAACUUUGAUAUUUUAUAUACAGGGUGGCCCAUCGAAAACGUUCCGCAAGGCAUAACGGCCAGGGAUAUUUUUUUUUCAGAAAAUUGAAAAACGUCAAUUUUGUUGUUGAGGGGGACACCGUUUGUCCCAAAAAUGAUUGCAAAAUCUUCAACCCUCUAAGCGGGGGUGUCAUCCCUCAAUUUUUCUCAAAUGGGAAGGUUUGGUUUUCUGUGACUUGUGCG
Molecule: messenger RNA, 1379 nt
Organism: Sitophilus oryzae (rice weevil)
Lineage: Eukaryota; Metazoa; Arthropoda; Insecta; Coleoptera; Curculionidae
Product: zinc finger protein 536-like
Exons: 2
Coding region: 1-456 (151 amino acids)
Biological process (GO): regulation of transcription by RNA polymerase II
Molecular function (GO): RNA polymerase II cis-regulatory region sequence-specific DNA binding; DNA-binding transcription factor activity
Source: RefSeq, a predicted model, not a curated record